This is a messenger RNA of Glycine soja, 3986 nucleotides long. Its product is annotated as villin-3-like. Gene Ontology annotation, biological process: cytoskeleton organization; actin filament severing. The transcript has 25 exons. Bases 601 to 3522 code for a protein of 973 amino acids. Gene Ontology annotation, molecular function: actin filament binding. The record is from RefSeq and is a predicted model, not a curated record. Lineage: Eukaryota; Viridiplantae; Streptophyta; Magnoliopsida; Fabales; Fabaceae.
CUUCCUUUUUGAUUCUGUUCAUCUCACCGCCCUUUUUCCACCAUCAUCGUUGUCAUAAUUCAUCCACACACGAUACACACCCCUUUUCUUUUUCUUUUCUUUCUCUCUGAAAUUGCAAAUCUCAAAAGCCUCAAAAGUUAGAAGAGAGAGAAAGACCACCACGCACAGAAACAGCAAUAAUUCACUUUCUUUUCCAACUAUAUCCUUCCCUCUCUCUCUACUAUCUCUCUCUCUCUGAAACUCAUCAUCAUCAUCGCCGUUGAGAUCUCAGUAUCUGCCUAAUUAAAGAACUGGGAAGCUUGGGACAUGCAUGGCAGAGAUGGGGUUGUUCUGGUAACAAGGAGCUUGUUAUUUGCUUCGUUGGUUAAAGAAGUAAUCUAUAGUGAAAAUAGUGCAACUAUGGAAGGCUGGUCCUGGCUGUAUUAUUUUGCAUAUUAAAAGAUUACUUUAAAAGAUUUCAUUUUGUUACCAUCUUGAUCAUUGCUUUUGAAAACUGACAAGACAACUCAUGCUACUGAAUAGAAUGACUGGCCAAACCUUGUUAUGGAAGAAAUUGUGUUUGCUGAUAAAGAAAGGAUACUCUAGAAGGAACUUUUAGCCAUGUCUAGCUCAGCAAAAGUUUUGGAUCCUGCAUUCCAGGGAGUUGGUCAAAGAGUAGGAACUGAAAUAUGGAGGAUUGAGAAUUUUCAGCCAGUUGCAUUGCCCAAAUCUGAGUAUGGCAAAUUCUACACGGGAGAUUCGUACAUCAUCUUGCAGACAACUCAAGGCAAAGGAGGCACUUAUUUUUAUGAUUUACACUUUUGGAUUGGAAAGGAUACAAGUCAGGAUGAGGCUGGAACUGCAGCCAUUAAAACUGUUGAACUUGAUGCUGCUCUUGGAGGGCGUGCAGUGCAGCACAGGGAAAUCCAAGGACAUGAGUCCGACAAGUUUUUGUCAUACUUUAAACCAUGUAUUAUACCAUUAGAGGGUGGAGUUGCAUCUGGGUUUAAAAAACCUGAAGAAGAGGAGUUUGAAACACGUUUGUAUGUAUGCAGAGGGAAAAGAGUUGUAAGAUUGAGACAGGUCCCUUUUGCAAGGUCUUCGUUGAACCAUGAAGAUGUAUUCAUACUAGAUACUGAGAACAAGAUUUAUCAAUUCAAUGGUGCAAAUUCCAAUAUUCAGGAAAGAGCCAAGGCUUUGGAAGUCAUACAGUUUCUGAAAGAAAAAUACCAUGAAGGGAAAUGUGAUGUUGCAAUUGUUGACGAUGGAAAAUUAGACACUGAGUCAGACUCAGGUGAAUUUUGGGUCCUCUUUGGUGGUUUUGCUCCCAUUGGGAAGAAGGUAAUCAGUGAGGAUGAUAUUAUUCCAGAGACAAUUCCUGCUCAGCUUUACAGUAUUGUUGAUGUUGAGAUCAAGCCUGUGGAAGGUGAACUUUCUAAAUCACUGUUGGAAAACAACAAAUGCUAUUUACUGGACUGUGGUGCUGAGGUGUUUGUCUGGGUUGGUCGUGUGACACAAGUUGAAGAACGAAAAUCAGCCUGCCAAGCCGUUGAGGAGUUUGUUGCAAGCCAAAAUAGGCCAAAGUCUACAAGGAUAACCCGGAUUAUUCAAGGUUAUGAGCCACAUUCAUUUAAGUCCAACUUUGAUUCUUGGCCAUCAGGAUCUGCUAGUACCAGUGCUGAGGAAGGAAGAGGAAAAGUUGCAGCAUUGCUUAAGCAACAAGGCAUGGGUGUCAAAGGAAUGACAAAAAGUACCCCUGUAAAUGAGGAAAUUCCACCUUUGCUUGAAGGAGGUGGAAAGAUAGAGGUAUGGCGAAUCAAUGGAAAUGCCAAGAAUGCAUUGCCAAAGGAGGAGAUCGGUAAAUUUUAUAGUGGAGAUUGUUACAUUGUACUGUACACCUACCACUCUGGUGAGCGGAAAGAAGACUACUUCUUGUGCUGUUGGUUUGGCAAAGACAGUGUUGAGGAGGACCAAACAACGGCUACUAGGUUGGCCAAUACAAUGUCUACCUCAUUAAAGGGUAGACCUGUACAGGGUCGCAUAUUUGAAGGCAAAGAGCCGCCACAGUUUGUUGCUAUUUUCCAACCAAUGGUGGUUCUCAAGGGAGGGUUCAGCUCUGGAUACAAGAAACUAAUAGCAGACAAAGGAGUAUCAGAUGAGACAUACACAGCAGAGAGUAUUGCACUUAUUCGAAUUUCUGGAACUUCUAUUUACAACAAUAAAUCAGUACAAGUUGAUGCAGUGCCAUCAUCAUUGAAUUCCACUGAGUGUUUUGUCCUGCAAUCUGGCUCUACAAUUUUCACUUGGCAUGGAAAUCAGUGUUCCUUUGAGCAGCAACAGCUAGCAGCAAAGGUUGCUGAUUUUUUACGGCCAGGAGCUACUUUAAAGCAUGCUAAAGAAGGAACAGAAAGCUCAGCUUUCUGGUCUGCACUAGGAGGAAAACAAAGUUACACCAGCAAGAAAGUUGUUAAUGAGGUUGUCAGAGAUCCACAUUUGUUCACUUUAUCAUUUAACAAAGGAAAGUUCAAUGUAGAGGAGGUUUACAACUUCUCUCAGGACGACCUGUUGCCGGAGGAUAUCCUUAUACUUGACACACAUGCAGAAGUGUUUAUUUGGAUUGGUCAUUCUGUGGAACCCAAAGAAAAGCGAAAUGCUUUUGAAAUUGGCCAGAAAUACAUAGAUUUGGUUGCAUCUCUGGAGGGGCUAUCUCCACAUGUACCACUAUAUAAAGUAACAGAAGGGAAUGAACCUUGCUUUUUCACAACAUACUUUUCAUGGGAUCAUGCAAAAGCUAUGGUUAUGGGGAACUCAUUUCAGAAAAAGGUGUCACUACUCUUUGGACUUGGCCAUGCUGUGGAGGAAAAGUUGAAUGGGUCAAGUCCAGGGGGACCAAGACAAAGAGCAGAAGCUUUGGCUGCCUUAUCUAAUGCAUUUGGUUCAUCUUCUGAGAAAGCAUCCGGUUUGGCACAAGAUAGAUUGAAUGGGUUAGGCCAAGGGGGACCAAGGCAAAGGGCAGAAGCUUUAGCCGCUUUAAACUCUGCAUUUAAUUCAUCAUCUGGGACGAAGACUUUUACUCCUAGGCCAUCUGGAAGAGGUCAAGGAUCACAAAGAGCUGCAGCAGUAGCUGCUCUUUCACAAGUUCUUAUGGCUGAAAAGAAAAAAUCACCGGAUGGUUCUCCUGUUGCUAGCAGGAGUCCUAUCACUGAAGGUAGUGCUACUGAAACUAAAAGUGACUCCUCUGAAGUUGAAGAAGUUGCAGAAGCCAAGGAAACAGAGGAACUUCCCCCUGAGACCGGUAGCAAUGGGGAUUUGGAACUAAAACAAGAGAAUGCGGAGGAAGGAAAUGAUGGUCAAAGGAUGUUCAGUUAUGAGCAAUUAAAGACUAAAUCUGGUCAUAAUGUGCCUGGAGUUGAUCUUAAACGGAGAGAGGCCUAUCUGUCAGAGGAUGAGUUCAACACUGUAUUUGGAAUGGCAAAAGAAGCAUUUUACAAGUUGCCAAGAUGGAAGCAAGACAUGCUGAAAAAGAAAUACGAAUUGUUCUAAACUUGAAAUGAAAGAGUGACGUCUGCUUCUUUAGCUGCUAUACCUUUCCUCAGUUAUCUUUAAAAUGCUCUUAUCUGUUGAGAUAGUGUGGUUUUAUUGGGUAUAUACCAUAGUUUGGGUUCUUAUCAUAGCGUUUUGCUUUCGGCCUAUAUAAUGGGCGUAGCUGUGGUUAGUGUCCAAGUUUGAAUGUGACGCCGCAUGCAUGGAGAGUGUUUUUUAGUUUCUCCUUUUAGAUUUUGCUGUUGCCUCUUGCAAUGUUUGCAUAUUGUAGCAAUGAAGACACUAGACAGUGGGCAGGUCCAAUUCUUUCAUUUUAUCAAGUUUGUAUUUUAUAUCUGUGGCUUUUUUUUCUCUCUCUUUUUUAAUGUUAUUGGUUAGAAAGGCGGGUGUAUAUGUAUUAUUGUUUUUACACUUAUCUCAAUAUAAUGAAAAACAAAAAAUAAGUUUGUUAUUUUUAACUUUAA